Aspergillus niger is the source of this 1581-nucleotide messenger RNA. RefSeq lists its product as uncharacterized. The record is from RefSeq and is a predicted model, not a curated record. Gene Ontology annotation, biological process: cAMP catabolic process; cGMP catabolic process; negative regulation of glucose mediated signaling pathway. Bases 1 to 1581 code for a protein of 526 amino acids. Gene Ontology annotation, molecular function: 3',5'-cyclic-GMP phosphodiesterase activity; 3',5'-cyclic-AMP phosphodiesterase activity. The transcript has 2 exons. Lineage: Eukaryota; Fungi; Ascomycota; Eurotiomycetes; Eurotiales; Aspergillaceae.
AUGCAAGCGUCUGAAUUGCCAUUUGUUGGAGCAAACCCUCCAGAAGCGGCUAGCCGAGGAGAAGGCCCCGGCUCUCCAAGUUUGCAGAUAAUCGUGUUGGGUCCGACAGGAGGUCCCCGUGAGGAUAGAGUCACUGGACUUCUGGUCCGAUCCACAUCCACCAAAUGGUCCGCAAACUCGAUAGUAGCUGUUGAUGCGGGCACCCUUCUUUGUGGGAUCAUCGACACUCUGGAACCGUGUGAUAACAACAAGAAGUUGUCAGAUCAGGGCCCAUUUGCUGGGCUCGAACUGCCACAUAACAAUGUACCCGCAAACGCAGCCCAUGUCUUCCGGCAUAUUAUCGGAGCUGUCUGCAUCACGCAUCCUCAUCUAGACCAUCUGUCAGCGUUCGCCAUCAACACGCCAGUUCUGGAGGCUGGAAGUGGCGCGAAAACGCUGGCCGCCCUGCCUUCGGUAGUCGCUGCCAUAAAGACCCACGUGUUUAACGAUGUUAUUUGGCCAAAUCUCUCUGAUGAGGAUGGCGGUGCUGGCCUUGUGACCUACCAGCGUCUGAUGGAGGGCGGAAACCCCAUGAUGGGGCGUGGUGAUGAGAAAGGCUAUACACGAGUCUGCGAGGGCUUGUUAGCAAAAUGCCUGGCCAUCAGUCACGGGUGCUGCAGGCAGAGAUCUAGCGUCGACAAUGAUGUUCAACGCCGGAUGAGCAGCGCCCCUUUUGGUGUAGACCCAAUGAGGCUGAACCCAAGGGCUUUUUCGAUCUCGUUUGACGAACCAGAGACCGGCUACUUUUCCGGAGCACGUUCGCCAGGCUAUCGGGUACCCGGUAAGGAUAGCUGGGCAACCGUGGAGUCGUCAGCUUUCUUCAUCCGUGAGCCUACGACAAAGCGAGAAGUGAUCAUCUUUGGCGACGUUGAACCUGACUCAAUCUCACUGAAUCCGCGCAACAGACGCGUGUGGGAAGCGGCAGCGCCGAAGAUCGUUGCCUCUCAACUGCGAGCGGUCUUCAUUGAAUGCUCCUAUAACGACGAUGUUGACGAUGCCUCCUUAUACGGCCAUUUGUGCCCACGUCACUUGAUCGAUGAAUUGAUUGUAUUGGCACAAAAAGUUACGGAGCUGAAAUACCCAGAUUCGUUUUCGGUGAGAAAACGUAAACGCGCGAGUGCCCCUGAGGCAGCCGGCGACCCAGCUCUCAGUCCAAAGUCGAAGAAGGCUGCUCUCGCGGGCGAGAAAGGUGGAGGCUCUCGUCGAGGAUCGGCCAGGACGUCGCGGCGCCAUACCCGUGCCAGAGUUGCUGUUGAAGAUAUUGACGAGAACAUGGAAGGAAGCCCAGCCGUUUCCCACGCACCUAGUGAAGUCGGUAUGGAUGUGUCACUGGCAGAAAGUUCAGACCCUCUCACAGUGCUUCAAUGGCCUGAACCACCUCUGGCCGGCCUACUGAUCUAUAUCAUACAUAUCAAAGAUGAUAUGAAUGAUGGCCCACCUCCUCAGGAGCGGAUCCUGCAAGAGCUUACGGCCCAGGGACAAGCUGCCGGGCUAGGAUGCGAGUUUCGAGUUCCCACACGUGGCGAGAGCGUCUUGAUCUGA